AUGGCCACACGACCGACGACUCCCGCUUCUCCCAAGAAUGCCAAAAUCAAGUCUCCUUCGCCGGGAUGCCCAGUCUUUGGCUGCGAGCAUGUCCAGAUCCUCCUCUGCCAGAGCCAAGAGGUCAUGAAUAGCUCCAUCGCACACUACAAGAUGAUUCUCCGAGGCAUCUUCGACACGACCCCGAUCGUUUCGCAGACAUCGACGAACCAGGAAGGCCGCCCCGUCACUUCCCUCACCUCCAACUACCUGUGCCUGCAAUGCCCAGUUACCUUGAGCGAGGAGGACCGGCUGAAACAUGGGAAUGAGAAACUGCAUCGAUUUUAUGUCGACUCUCGCACGGGUGCCCUCUACUGUCAGAUAUGCGACGACUUGGUCUGGGACCCUACGCUGGAGGAGCUCCGAGUGCGGAAGAUAGGGACUGGGACGUUUUCAACAAAUCGAAAGCGAAAGCACGACGAACUCUUUGCCGAAUCGUCCAAGGAAGAUCCUCGCAUCAUCUCAGCCAACACAACCGUUGCCUCGUGCCGCGCGAGCGGUCUUCGCGGCAUCUACAACGCAGGGGCGACGUGCUACCAGAAUGUCGUUCUUCAGAGCUUCCUUCACAAUCCCCUCCUGCGCAACUUUUACCUCAGCGACGGGCACCAGAGCAGCGAGUGCAGCAUUUCCCACUGCUUAAGCUGCGCCAUGGACGACAUGUUUCAGGAUUUCUACGCACUGGAAAGCACUAACGGUUAUACAGCCGCCAACAUCCUGUCUGGGUUCUGGAUAUCGGAGAAGAAGGCGUUUGAGAAUCUUGUGACAACCAAGGAACAGGAUGCCCAUGAGUUUUUCCAGUUCUUGGCCGAGGAGCUUCACGAGCGAAACGGCGAUGGCAAGAGGCCGCAGAGCGGCAGCGAGCAUACGUGCAACUGCAUCAUCCACCAGACGUUUUACGGCAAGAUGCAGACAACCACGACCUGUCAGAACUGCCACAACUCCACGCAUGCCGUUCAGUCGUUCCUGGACCUCAGUCUCGGUGUUGACACGUUGGCGCAGAGACGAGCCAAGAAGACGGGACAGAAGCUGCCUGCGCUUACGUUGGGCGACUGUUUGGAUGAGGAGUACGUCAAGUCGGACAAAUGCGAGUACAGGUGUCACAAAUGCGCAUCGAUACAGCAAGCGCGGCGGCAUACCAGCAUCAAACGUUUGCCCAACGUACUGUCCAUCCAACUCAAGAGAUUCGAGUUCAAGCAGGGAAAACACGACCGGGCCGCGUCAAAGAUUGACAACCCCGUCUCUUUCCCGUUGCAACUCAAUAUGCUUCCAUACACCAAUCGCGCUCGCAACCGCGACAGUCGUGAGAACUUGGAACUGGAGAGGUCGUGCACGUAUGACCUCCUGAGCGUUGUCGUUCACGUCGGCGAGAUUGAAACGGGUCACUACGUGUCGUACUGCCGCGUGGGAGAUCAGUGGUUCAAAUUCAACGACCACAAGGUAGAGCUGGCCCGGGUGUCGGAUGUACUCGGUGCUCAGGCGUACUUGCUGUUUUAUAUCAUCCGGUCUCUCGCCUAA
This is a messenger RNA of Trichoderma citrinoviride, 1551 nucleotides long. RefSeq names its product cysteine proteinase. Gene Ontology annotation, molecular function: cysteine-type deubiquitinase activity; cysteine-type endopeptidase activity. Gene Ontology annotation, cellular component: nucleus; cytosol. Lineage: Eukaryota; Fungi; Ascomycota; Sordariomycetes; Hypocreales; Hypocreaceae. The record is from RefSeq and is a predicted model, not a curated record. The coding region runs from base 1 to 1551 and encodes 516 amino acids. The transcript is spliced from 6 exons.